Molecule: messenger RNA, 1529 nt
Organism: Lontra canadensis (Northern American river otter)
Lineage: Eukaryota; Metazoa; Chordata; Mammalia; Carnivora; Mustelidae
Product: putative protein T-ENOL
Exons: 5
Coding region: 177-650 (157 amino acids)
Source: RefSeq, a predicted model, not a curated record
GAAGCCCAAAAAUGGCUGCGGCCCCUUUAAGACGUGCCCGCUUCCUUUUUCCUCCCUCCGCCCCUUUCAAUCGGCGCGUACCAAGUGCAGAGGGAGGAGAGGGGUGGAGAAGCCUCGGCGCCGAAGGAAGGGGGUAACCGAGAAGGCGAGGUCAGAAGAGAAGAAGGCCUCGACGAAUGAUUCUCCUGUCCUUUCUCCGGAGGGUAUAUCUUCCUGGAGACAAGGACAAGGAGAGAACAUGCCCCCGGGUCCUGGGUCUACGCGUCCCCGAGAGGGAGAUGGCAUCCACACCUACCAGGAAUGAGGAGAAAAAGGGCAGCAGGAUGUCCCAAGCGGCAACCCCCUCUGGUGGAAGUCUGAAGGUUUCAUUAUCCCGAUCUGAGGAAUUCCUGACUCGGAUCAGCACAGAGCUCACCAACGAGGCCUUGUUUAUCGCUGGCUGCCCCACGAACUCUGUGCCCACCAAGGAAAAACAGACCCAAGACCGAGGGACUCAGAUAUCCAAACAUGUGUUCUUCAAGACCCGAGGCACCGACACCCGUUCGGACAGAAACCGUACCCGUACUAAGGCACACCUCCUGCCAUCCCCUCGUGACAAGGUAUAUACUGAGUCCACACUGACAAGCCCCUUCCGUGUUCUAAACAUUUAGAGUUCACAGGUUAUGCCAGGCCCAGUUUUAGGAGCCUGGGACCCAGAAAUGAAGGAUACGGUCUCUGCCCUUGAAGAGUUCACAGUUUGAUGUGUUGCCAGUCAAGUAGAUGGUCAAUUACAACAUGGUAUGGAUCCAUGCCUGUGAUAGAAUUGGAAACAUCAAGAAGAGCACUUAUCCCAGCCUUGGGAUAGGAGGGAAAGGAAUCAUGGAGCUUCCUGGUGGAGGUGACAUUUAAAGAAAGAAUAUUCCAGAAAAACAAUGGUUUGGUCAGGGUAUUCCAAGUGGUAGGGCCUGUAUGAAUGAGCAAAGGCAUGAGGUGAGUUUCAGUAGAGUGAAUGGGGGUAUGUCAGUGUAUGGUCUUAGGGCGGGAGAGAAAGUGGGGUCAGAAGCAGCUGAGUUGCUGGAGUACGGAGGCAUGGGAGCCAAGGUCUACUCAGAGACCCUAUGCAUGCAUGCCUUAUUAAGAUCAGAAGUCCCUGAAGAGCUUUGAGCAAGGGAGGUUGUAAUCUUAGAUCAGUCACUCUGGUAGUCAGUGGGGAGAGUGAGCUAGAAAGGGGAGAUGAGAAGUGGAGCCCAGUUAGCAAUCAUGCCAAGAGACUAAGCUUGUGAUGAUCGGGCCCUGAAUUGUCACAGUAAUAAUAGAGAUGAGAAGAGGGGCAGAGACGAGAAAUAAAGACCAGGAAAACUGAGUUUGGUCAUUGAGUAGAAAUGGUAGGGGGAAAAAAAUAGAGGAAAUCAGAUGACCCAUCCCCACGUUUCUGACUUCUGUAACUUAAGUCUGAUGAAGUCAGGCUUCUGCUCUGAACUCCAACCUCGUUCCCCAUUUCAAAGGAAAAGCCAAAGUCCUUCGGUGGCUGCUUACGGGGCCUCUCUCCU